Molecule: messenger RNA, 1612 nt
Organism: Megalops cyprinoides (Indo-Pacific tarpon)
Lineage: Eukaryota; Metazoa; Chordata; Actinopteri; Elopiformes; Megalopidae
Gene: pex12
Product: peroxisomal biogenesis factor 12
Exons: 3
Coding region: 191-1249 (352 amino acids)
Biological process (GO): protein import into peroxisome matrix; protein monoubiquitination
Cellular component (GO): peroxisomal importomer complex; peroxisomal membrane
Molecular function (GO): zinc ion binding; ubiquitin-protein transferase activity; protein binding
Source: RefSeq, a predicted model, not a curated record
UGUGUUUCUUAAAAGCAAGGUCGAAUUGGAUCGUUUUAGCUACAGAACUCUUGACGCUUUUUACAGUUAGUUCGAGAUUAAGAGCAUAACGCUGUAGCCAGAGAGCUGCAUUUUAACUCAUACUGCUAAGACAGCUAGCAUAGCUAGCUGCUUUUCUUUUGGAAAACCUGUUGGAAGUCACCUCUGCGGUAUGGCGGAAAGGGGCGCUCACCUCACCACAGCCCCUGCAGACGAUCGACCCUCGAUUUUCGAAGUCCUCGCGCAGGACUCUUUGAUGGGCGCUGUCAGGCCAGCCUUGCAACACGCAGUGAAGGUUUUGGCAGAGUCCAACCCCGCCCGGUAUGGAUUGCUUUGGCAGUGGUUUGAUGAGAUCUACACCACUCUCGAUUUGCUGCUGCAACACCAUUUCUUGUCGCGGACAAGUGCUUCAUUUUCUGAGAACUUCUAUAGCUUGAAGCGUGUGGUAACGUCAGGACGUGGUCGGCCGGCGCAUCUCGGGCUCCUCCGAAAGCAGCACUGGCGUUCACUGCUGUUGUUAGCUCUUGUGCCUUACCUGCGUGCCAAGCUGGAAAAAAUUUUGGCCAGACUGAGGGAUGAAGAUGACUUUUCUAUUCAGUUGCCUCAGUCACCCUGGCACCGGAUGUAUAGGGCCUUCCUGGCUGCAUAUCCCUUCGUCAGCAUGGCUUGGGAAGGCUGGGUCUUCUGCCAACAGCUGCUCUAUGUCUUUGGCCGGACGUCACGUCACUCACCUCUUCUGUGGCUGGCAGGGGUCAGGCUGGUGCACCUCACUGCACAGGACAUCCGCAACAUGGACCUGAAGCCCAGCGCCCCUUCCUCAGCCCCCAGCCAAAGUGUUGGCCAGAGGCUCCAGCGGCUGUUGUCCACAGCAGUGGGUGGAGUGGCCUUGUCCCUGUCCAGCAGUCUGUCUCUCGGAGUGUUCUUCUUGCAGUUCCUGGAGUGGUGGUACUCCUCAGAGAACCAGAGCACCAUCAAGUCCCUGACCUCCCUCCCCACACCACCCCCUCCACUCCACCUCGAUCAGCUCCAGGACCAAACUGGACUGGCCGUAAACAAUAUCUGUCCCCUCUGCCAUAAGGUCCGUGCCAAUGACACUGCUCUGGCCACUUCCGGUUAUGUUUUCUGUUACCGCUGCGUCUACAUGUACGUCAAAGCCCACCAGCAAUGUCCGCUGACGGGCUACCCCACUGAACUACAGCAUCUCAUCAAGAUCUACUCACCUGAAGGGUAGACAUACAGGAGCCCAAACACUGACUUGGCCCUCUCUGAUAUCCCUCUGUGCACAUUAUCAGAGGCACACAGACCUUUCAGAACACACCUAGCGUUCUCUUGAUUCUUCUCAGAAAAAGAAUAAAGUUGAAGAUGCUCUCCAGAAGCUGAAUCCACUGAGAAUGUAACCAGCUCCAUGCAGUCUGCACAGGCAAAGGGAGAUUUUCUGUAGCAUACUCAAAUCAUCCUGUCCCGCUCCAUUUUUGUAAAGGGCUAACACUAUUUUUUCUAAGUAAAUGUUUGAAAUUUAUAUCCCAUCGCAUGCCCUGGCCUAGUGUACUUCUGUCAGACUAUGCUGUGGAUCGUCUAGUGCCAUUUCAUGCAA